AUGGCUGAUAUAAGAUAUAGUUCGAUUGAAGAAGAUUUCAAUUAUGGCAGCAAUGUGGCAUCAUGCCAUGUUUACAUACGUAUGCAAUUUUUACGCAAGGUUUAUAGUAUCGUCGCAGUUCAACUGUGUUUUGUGGCCAUUGUAUCAUCAGUAAUAAUCUCAUUGGAAAAUGUAAAACUAUUUUUUCAAAACCAUCCUGGUUUUGUUCUAUUAUUAUUGUUGGCAACAAUGGUUAGUUUAUUUGCUCUUUAUAUCAAUCGUUUGGAGUAUCCGAUAAAUUUUGCGUUGCUGGGAAUUUUUACAUUAUUUGAGUCUCUAACUAUUGGCACUGCUGUUUCAUUUUUUGAUAAAAUCUUAGUUAUUCAAGCAGUCAUUAUCACAGCCGCCAUUGUUAUAGGCUUAACAAUAUAUACAUUUCAAACAAAACGUGAUUUUUCAGAUAUGGGUGCUAUUCUAUACGUAUUAUUAUGUGCUGUCAUUGCCGGAGGAUUAAUUCAAAUUAUUGUCGGUAGUUCAUUCAUGGAAUUAGCUCUGGCAUUAAGUGGUGCACUCGUAUUUAGUCUCUAUUUAGUUUAUGAUACACAACAAAUCAUGCGUAAAACGUCACCCGAAGAAUAUAUUGAUGCCGCAAUACAAAUCUAUCUUGAUAUAACACGUUUAUUUAUUGAAACCUUGCGUUUACUUGAAGCUAUGCGUCGUGGCUGA
This is a messenger RNA of Rotaria socialis, 705 nucleotides long. The record is from the annotation of a GenBank genome assembly. Lineage: Eukaryota; Metazoa; Rotifera; Eurotatoria; Philodinida; Philodinidae.